AGCACGUGGGGCCAGCCCAGCUGGGGACUCUGAGCAACUGAGCCACACCACCGUCAGAGUGACCUUGCUGAUGAUGUAGGACAGAUGAGGCUGGACACCCGAGGAAUUGAGGCUCAUACUGAAUAAAAUCCUCUGGACCACUGCAGCCAACAAUCUGCUUCCUGCUAAUUCCUUGGGUGCCCAGCACUAACUGUCCUACAUCAUUUGGUGACCCAGAUGGGAUGGUGGAGGUGAAGAUGGCUUUUCUGCCUUUCUUGUCUAGGGGUCUGGCUUUUCUGGGACAGUAGAGGACAACACUUCUCUUUUGUGUGACACAGGUGACUCUUUGCCUGCAGGUGAAGUGACUUACCCAGUGCCCUGGAGUGGCUGCCCCAGCACAAGGGAGCCCAGGAGGAACAGGAAGCAAGACUAGGGAACUUGGAGCACGGCCCGACUGAGCAGGAAAAGUUCCGAGUUGGUCCCUGGAUUCAUAACACCAGGCUCAAGCCCGCAGCUGUGGACUGAGUUGCUCUCCAGACCCUGCUGCAUCCCUGAAGCUGCCCAUCCAGAGGAAGGAAGCUCUGGAGAAGCUUGAGGAUCAGAAGGACAACAGCCCUGUUCUAGUCACUCCGCAAGCUGACUAGACUGCGCACGGUCGAAGCUCGAGAAGACCACAACCCUGCUUUGGCCACUCAGAGGCUGGCUGAUCAACACACAGAGGAAGAUAGACUUACCAUCAGGACAAAUAGACUCUUUCAGCUGCCAAGAUAGUUCUUAUACUGAAAUGCAUUGACACCCCUUACUUCUAUCCCUAUAUAUAGUUUUCUGCUUGGUUUUUGCUACAGGUUUGAUAACAGUGACUCCUACUGACUGGACUCUUGGUAACAAAAUUUUAUUUGUCCUUUUUUACCUUGCUUUAUAGGUUUACUCGGGUUUGUUUGGUGUUCUUAGUUUGGCUUUGUUAACUUACACUGUUUAGCCUAUCCUAACCAAAAUGUUGGUCUACCAUUUAGUUUGGUUUCCUUUGAUAAUCUUAGGAAGCUCUACCCCACUCCUGCCCCAAGAGUGGAAAUCAUGUGAACCAUGUGUCAAAUCAAUCUAUUAUAAUGAAGGGGUGAUUCAAACUAUAUAUUUAGGAUCUGCCCCACCAGAAAGAUGCUAUAAGAGGAUGACUGUUUGUCUCUGGGAAAGAAAAAGAGUCUACAUGGCUUGGAUUGAAUCCCAAUAUAAGGGGGAUAUAAUUUGCCCAGGGAAUUUCCCCCCUACCAAUGGAAUUUGGUAUUGCUGGCCGCUGGAUCCUCAGCCUCUGACAUGGGAAAACUUUAUAAAAAGUGAUUCAAGUUCGAUUGCUCUAAGACCCACCGUAAGUCCUAGCCCUGCUGCUAAACUAUAUGGGGGAUUAAGUCCAAAUCUCAACCUUCCUUCUUUGGGGAAAAAUCUCUUUCUGGACCUAGCAGAAAGAAUAGCUAAAAGCCUUGGGGUUAAAAACUGUUGGGUGUGUGGAGGGGCCCUGAUGAGUGAAGAAUGGCCCUGGACCGGAACAAGUCUAGAUGCUUACUCCUUACUACUGUGGAAUAAGACUCAUGUGGAACUAAAAAUUGAAAGGCCCCAGGGCUGGGUCCUCACUUCAGAAGUACUUGGUAAGGAAUGUAUUGGAAGAUUUGGACCUCACCACACCCAGUGGGUAGGUGAAACCCCGUGUAACAGAAUAUUGUUCUGGAAUUCCACCUGGUGGCCUAAAAAACCUACUUGGUUUUGGGCAGAUAAACCACAUUGGCUGGGGAUUAGGGGUCUUAUAUGCAAAAAGCCCUUAAAGAAAAGAGUUCUUUUUAACUGUACCAGUUCAGACACUAACCAAAUCAGUUCUUUUCGGAGCAUCCCUGAGAUCCACAAAUUCUGGAGCAAUCCAGCCUCCUCUAAUUGGAAAGCACCUGAUGGACUAUUUUGGAUCUGUGGAAAAAAGGCCUAUACCCACCUCCCAACAAACUGGAGGGGAACCUGCACUAUUGGUACUAUUAAACCUGGAUUUUUCCUAUUGCCAAAUACAACUGGAAAAGACCUAGGGAUCCCCUUGUAUGAGGACCUAGGGCCAAGGAAAAAGAGGUCCAUUGGGAAAGGACUUGAUCUAGGAGGUCAACAAACUUGGGCUGAGGAUGACUGGCCACCUCAGAGAAUUAUUGCCACUUAUGGUCCCGCUACCUGGGCACAGGAUGGCAGUUGGGGCUAUAGAACUCCUAUUUACAUGCUAAACAGGAUCAUUCGCCUACAAGCUGUACUAGAAAUUAUUACUAAUCAGACUGCCACAGCCUUUGACCUCCUAGCCACACAACAAACACAGAUGAGAGCAGCUAUCUAUCAAAACCGCUUGGCAUUAGAUUACCUACUGGCUGAGGAAGGGGGAGUGUGUGGAAAGUUCAACAGCUCAGACUGUUGCAUCCAAAUAGAUGACAAUGGACAGGCAGUCAAAGACAUAGCCAGCAACAUAAGAAAACUAGCACAUGUGCCAGUUCAAACCUGGAAGGGUUUUAAAGCUUGGGAUCCAAGCUCACUGUUUGGAGGAUGGUUUUCAACUCUUGGUGGAUUUAAAAGCUUAAUUGGUAUAGUAGGUCUUCUGCUAUUAACUUGUUUAUUGCUCCCAUGUUUGGCUCCCCUGUGCAUUAAAACUAUUGGGUCUACUAUGGAAGCAGCUAUUGAAAGAAGGACAACAAAUAAGAUUUUGGCAUUAUAUAAGACUUUAAGGCAAGAAGGUGAUAAUGAUGCUCUUUAAUUUAAAAAAUUAAAUUGUGGAGCACAAUAUUAAAGGGGGGGAUUGUUGUGACACCCCCCCUCCACUAAAAAUCUCAAUUAAGCUUCUCUAGAGACCCUCACCACAAUUGUUCUGUUUUUUUUUUUUUUUUCUCUUUUGUGGUGCUAGAGAUUGAACCCAGGGCCUUGUGCAUGUGCGGCAAGCACUUUACCAACUGAACUAUAUCCUCAGCCCACAAUUGUUCUUAUUAACAGAAUUGCAGCAAAAAUCUCUGUUAAAAAAUUCCAUACGGGUUAGGAAUUCCUAUUUUUUGUGAGGACAAAGUUGUUCUGUCUUGCAAAGCUAAGUUUGGCUGAAGACUUGAUGAUGUUACUUCUGCUUUUGUGAUAAACCUGUAAAACCUGUCUAAUCUAAAAAGAAAACUGGGACGAAAAACACUUUCUGUGAAUUAAAAUUUUAUGUAGAUUCCUACAAAUAUGUAAACCUCCAAGCCCCCACUCCCCACCCCCAACUGGGUAUGAAGUUCCAAGAAUUUCCAGACUCGGGGUCCAGAGGACUUUCUUGCACACGGGCCUCACUCUGAAUCACUGUAGCCAAUAAACCUGCUUCUUGCUGA
Marmota monax (woodchuck) is the source of this 3341-nucleotide messenger RNA. RefSeq names its product endogenous retrovirus group 3 member 1, envelope (gene Erv3-1). The record is from RefSeq and is a predicted model, not a curated record. Lineage: Eukaryota; Metazoa; Chordata; Mammalia; Rodentia; Sciuridae. The transcript has 2 exons. The coding region runs from base 974 to 2746 and encodes 590 amino acids.